UAAAAGCCCCUUUCUGUGUGCUCCCCGCCUCGCUCUCCGCAAGACGCUUCCUUGACCUUCCCUCAUCUCCUCCCGAUGUGUUGCUCAUCAUCUUCCUUCUCCUCGUCGGGCGUCUGACGUGGGGACCGUGGCUGCGUGGAUGCAAAAAUGGGUUGUGGGAAUUCGUCGGCCGCCAGCACCUCAGGAGGGGGGCCAGCCGAAGCCUCCAAAGAUGUGACAGAAGAUCCCUUGGCAGACGAUGAGAAAAGAAGGAACUAUGGCGGCGUGUACGUGGGUCUGCCUGCAGACCUGACCGCCGUGGCUGCCAGUCAGUCCAAGCCCACUAGAAAAGACUAGCAGUCCGUGAUGUCGACAUCAUCACAAGGCGUGGUGCUUAUUCACCUUGAGGACGCCCCCUGGGGACGCCACCUUGGAUGCACGCAGCCCUCGCUGAUUCAAGUCUCAGCCUUGCGGUCUCUGAAGAGUCCUGAACUCAUGGGAGACUUAGUGACUCCGAGCGCGGCUCUGCGGAUCCAUGAUCCAUAAUCACCUUUCACCGUGCAAAAAAAAAAAAAAAAGACAAGCGGCCUCUAAGGAGCGUCGUGGCAGCCAUUUUGGCUCAACGCUCGCAGUGCUGAAAUGUCGUCUUUGUCAAGGCAAGACGAGGGAUGGCGCUAAUGGACAUUUUCUGGUCACAAGCAAUCAGUGUUUCUUAUUCGUGUGAGUCCGACCUCGCGAGGAAAUCUGGAGGGCCUUCAGGUGACGCUUACGAGCCAAUACAUUGGGAACCCCUCUGCAAUCCAACAAUAUUAUUUUAUUUCACUCAUUAACUGUUAUAGCUGGAUCAUAAUUACUAAUAAUUAGAUUAUAAUCAUAAUUACUCACACUCUUGACAGUUGGCAUUGACUUUGGCCACUCACAUUGUAGUACAAAAUGGAUGGAUUGAAAUGCAUAAGAAAGUUUUAUAUUUUCAACACUAUUUUUAACAGUGGGAUUCCUGUAAUGUUUUAUUGUAAAAUGGUAGUGGAAAAAUAACGAAAAAUAAAUGCAUUUUAUAGCAUUAACAAAUGUCGGCGAGACAGAUGCAGUCGUCAAAAGAGUCACAACGUAGCAAGAUCAAAGUAAGGAACGGUUCUCCUUUUAUUAUGGUUUCAUUUCAUUUUUUUAUUUUUUCAUGACUGUAUUUUAUGUGUCCUUCAUGACUGACUUACGAGUUCAUUUAGUUCCCACUUAGUCUAAAACUCAACUUACGUCACAAUCAUCGAGGAACGGAACUCGGCCUUAACCCGAGGACUGCCUGUACUGUCUUUGUGCCUCUUGAGGGACAAUGGAACCUGCUGUUUCCCCUGCUGAUAAAUUAAAAAUGUCAGCUAUCUAGCCAACCACAAGAAUAAUUACUAGAAUAAUUUAUCCCCCCUCAUGUGGGACAUAAUUGAGCUGUUACGCCCUGACCAAGAACAACAUACUGUCAAUGUAAUUUUAUUUCUCUUUUUAAACACAUUAAAAUACAUAGAAAUUGAUAA
Molecule: messenger RNA, 1502 nt
Organism: Doryrhamphus excisus (bluestripe pipefish)
Lineage: Eukaryota; Metazoa; Chordata; Actinopteri; Syngnathiformes; Syngnathidae
Gene: c25h12orf75
Product: chromosome 25 C12orf75 homolog
Source: RefSeq, a predicted model, not a curated record